This is a messenger RNA of Symsagittifera roscoffensis, 3886 nucleotides long. RefSeq lists its product as uncharacterized. Lineage: Eukaryota; Metazoa; Xenacoelomorpha; Acoela; Convolutidae. The coding region runs from base 1240 to 3846 and encodes 868 amino acids. The record is from RefSeq and is a predicted model, not a curated record. The transcript has 18 exons.
GCGGGUCUUUCAAUUCUCAGUGGAUUUGAGAGAAAUUUUUCAAACAAAAAAGUUUUCUGCUCUAUUCGUGUUGAUAAACCUCUUAAAUUUGCAAGGUGUAUUGCUUUAUUUGAAACAAAUAUCAUAAAAAUUAUCGCCUCAUAUGGUUAUUUAACUUUUGCUUGUAUAAGUUGGGCAACAACCUCUGUCUAAAUCUGGUGUUAAUCUGACUAUAAACUGAAAUCUCUGUCAGCUCCUCUUAGCACUAUGUCGCCUAAUUAGCCUAAAUUUCCCUAAGCUCUCUCGUGGACCGCUGGCUUUGAAGGUCCAGACUACUGGGCUAUUACAGGAUUUGUUUCUUGUUUAGUCUUUCCUGGUAUGUUUAUGAGAUCUUCUUUGACUGCAAAACCAAAACACACUUUUAUCUUACUCGCCUACACUUCUCAUUUUCAAUUUUAGCCCUCGAGAAACAUUUAAAUUUGCCCGCAGUAAGUUGACCUGUAACUAAAUACUCUGGAGGAGAAUCGGAACCAUAAUUUUAUAAUAAUUUAUAAUCUCAAUCUCUAUUCAUUGUCUGGUCUGUGCAAGCUCGUUAUAUGCCCUUUAUACUUUAGCUCUUUGCCUUUUUCUUUUGCCCUCUGAUCCACAAAGCAGCCAAUUCAAGUCUGAUUCGUUUCCGUACUCCAUUUUUUCAUAUACUCCAUUUUCAGUAUUUCAGUAUAUUCAAUGAAAUCACAGUACCGCUGUGACAAUACUGUGUGACCCAAUUGAGCCACACUUUUAGUGACCUGGGACCCUCUUUUCAUUUCGGCAUCCUUUCUUUUAUCGAUUCAAAUUGACUCCAAACUCGCCCGCUCAGUGUGGAAACAAUAAUCUCAAUUCAAUUUUAAAAAGGCAUCAAAAUGGAAACAUCAUCGACACACUUCUUUGCUUUGUAAUUUAAAAUAGAUCUAUAUACACCCAUAUAUCUCCUAUUGAUUUCUCUCCAGUCUAACACUCUACCGUCCAUUUUUUGCUUUUAUUGCGCUUUUCAUCAUCUUGGUCGAUAUUUUCCUUCGCUAAUCUUUUUCAUCUAGCAGGAAUUAGCCACCUCAAUUCGUUAAUACUUCUAAUUAUAGUUUUUGAUCAGUUUUUGCUCACAAAAUUUACUUUAGAAGAUAAGCUUUCAGAGUGAGAACUAUUUUAUCAAUUUCCUUUUUACUUCUAAACCUUUUUAGCAAUUUUAUGAUAAAAUAGCAGACUGCAUCAAAUAAAUACCAAAUGAAGAAAAAAAUAGUAGCCCAAAGAUUCGGGCUAAUUUCCCCACCCCUCAACGCCUCGCCUUCGCCGGCGACUUGCGACAACAAUCUAAUUACCCUUACUUCAAACCCUGAUCCAACGGAUGACUCAUUUCACUUUCAUUCCAAAGCUGAGUCAUUGACAUCAACUGGACGUAAUAAUUUAUUAACCAAGUUAGACAAAAUUAGUGAAAGUAGCAACAGUAUUAACUCAAACGGGUACAGAUUGGCUCGCCCUUCUAGUUCCGUUUCAAACCCUAACAUUAAUUCUUCCUUCUGGGGAGGGGGCAGCAAAGAUGCCUAUUGCCCAAAUGGGGGAGGAGCACAGAAUGUGUUCUCAACAAACAGCAGAGAGGACAAUAACCCUCUGAUUAAUGUAGAUGAUGACGACGAUGACAGUUUUUAUGACGACCACAAUGAACUCACAGAAUGGCACCUGGAUGAUUUCACGCCCUCUGCGAGCAGAUCGACCAGUUUCUACAGAGGUUUUUUCGACUCCACUCACGAGCGACUGAGUCAGGCGAUGACUACGGGAGGUACUCUCUUCAAGAAGGGGGGAGGGAGAGGAGGGCGCUCGUCUAACUCACCAUCAUCCGCCGCACCCCUCCAGACAGGUCUCUGUAUCACCCUUGCACUGGGUUUCAUCUGUGGGGUGGGGGGACUGUUCAUUGGGAGUGUGGUGGCAUCGUGGGGGGAGCAGGAGUGCGAAGGGAGCAUAGAAAGGGGACAGAGUGAGCAGUGGCUGGCCAAAUUCGAUCAAAUAUUGGCUGAGGCAGGGGGCUUCCGACAACCGACAUCUGUCACUCAUAUCGGCUUCAGAUCUUUUACAAGAGGCAAGCGGAACUCUUCGUCCGAUUCUUCUUCUUCUUCUUCUUCUUCUUCUUCUUCAGUGGGCGAGUAUGUACUGCGGAAUAUGGAACUGUUUGACCUCGGGUGGAACUCGAUGUUGAUUGAAGAGAGGCAUUUUGUUCCAGUCUAUCUGCCAGUGGCUGUCAAUCUAUCCAUUCCAGGCCAGCCUGGCGAUCAAGUCACUCGGUUUCUGCAGAUGGAAACAAUCUUGGAGCCCAAUAAACAGCAGUUUUACGGUCUUAUAGUGGAUAUUGGCAACUGUGAGCGCCUGGCAGAGUACGCAGUGAACACAUUUGUUUCUCCAACGAUCCUGCUGUGUGGAUACUCCGAGAGCACUGAAACACUGGUACCGCUUUUGUGGUCGCCGAGGGUGGAGUUGCUCAUCGCCUUCAACAGAUCCUUAGGAUCACCAUCGAUUGCCAGACAACAAGAACACAUUCGGAACCCUGACGAGCCAAUAAAGAGCAGUCUUGUUGCAACAAAUGGCACAGUAUAUGAAUCAUCUUUUGAGUCAUCUCUCUACAAAUUGCCAGUGCCUUUUGUUGUGGUAUCUCAAGCAAUUCCCAACAUAUUCACAAAACGAAACACUCAGCUCUCCGUUGAGCAGAAGAUAAUCAGCCAAAACUUCACUUUCGUCAAAGCAUUCAUCAGAGGCUCCAAGUUUGAAGACGAACUGGUAGUUAUUGGCGCAAGUUGGACUGAUGAAAAUUCCAUGUCACUUCUCACCACAAUUAUGGACAGUAUGGAGCAACUCAAAAAGAGAGGCUGGCGCCCCUUGCGAAGUCUUUUGUUUUUGGUUUGGAAUGGAUCAAAACUGGGGCUGCAGGAGUGGGUGACUACACACAAGGACUUACUCGAUGUACAACUCAAGACAUUCAUAGAUCUCAGCAACCCCAUAAAAGGUCAUGAUACCUUCAGUGCUUCUGGUUCAGUUGCUUUGAAACAAGCUGUGUAUCUCGCGUCCAAACAGGCUCUGUCUCCCUAUUCGGAUGCUUACACUCUGUAUGACAGAUGGGUCCACUGCAACCCACAACCCCUGCCAUUUAAUUAUUCCGUGCCCAGAAUGACUUAUGGAGAAGAGGGCUCUCUGUCCAGGCUGAUCCAGGGGACAUUAAAAACAUCUGUUGUGUCCCUACAAUUCCUCAAAGUCCACAAGUCGUCUUCGUGGACAAUGAAUCAGCUGUGUGAAAGUGGCUCUGACUCCGCGGAGGGAGGAAAGAAGCCCUCAGCUGAACUGUUACUUCAUCAGUUGAGUCAAGUGGCAGUAAGACUUCUGCUGAUGAUGACGAGUGACCCCAUUCUACCAUUCAACGUAGUAGAUGUCACUCAUGCCAUCAAACAGGCACUACCAGCCGAUUUCGGAGAGGGAAGCGAUAUCAGUGGUGUGAUUGACCGACUUCAGAUGGAGGCCACACAUAUACACGCAUUCCUAGACUUCACUGCGCCCACCCACUCAGUCAGUGGGACGGAGGCGAAAAGCAUCAACCAGCGCCUGUUUGCCACUUCUUUCUACAGUCUAGAGCCCAUUUUAAUAGAAUAUGGUCUACACCUGGACAGAAUACAACAAAUGAUCCACCUACACAAGUCACAUUCAAACCGCGAAGAUGAUGAAGAGGACAAGAGUGACUCAUCUUCUUCACACCUGUGGAGAUUGGCCAUUCGGGUUCAAACCGAAUCUGUCAUUAGAAAUCAUCUACACAACGCUCUGUCUUUACUGAAUUCUGCACAGCAGACCUUGUAGACUUCUAUAAACUUAAUAUUUUUGCUUAGUUAAAAAUCCU